AGGCCCCUGCAGGGGGCGGCCGUUAGUCGAGCACCUCACCUGCCCCCGCCUGGCCCGCGAGGAACCCGUCCUGCACUCGAGAUUGGCAGAGCCACCGGACCCACCGCAGGACAGCUAAGGGCAGGGCCAUCAUGAGAAACUUGGAGGCCGUUCUGGUCGCUCUGGCCGCCACGGUGGCCACCUUGAGCUCCGUCGGGACGGCGGAGGUCGCCGUUAAAGGCAAUGACGGUCCCGUCCUGGUCUGCUACGUGGGCACGUGGGCCUACUACCGCCCGGGCAACGGCAAGUUCACCCCAGAAGACAUCGACCCCACGCUGUGCACCCACCUGGUGUACGCCUUCGUCGGCAUCACCGGCCAGGGCGACGUAAGCGUCCUGGACUCGUGGCUCGACCUGCCCCCGCCCAACCUCGAUGGCUACAACCGCUUCCUCGCCCUCAAGAAGAAGAACCCCGACCUCAAGGUGCUCAUCAGCGUUGGCGGAUGGAACCAGGGCUCCUAUUCCUUCUCUACGGUGGCCAACAGCGACCAGCUCCGCAAGACAUUCGCCAAAAACGUACUCAAGUUCGUGACUCAGUACGGCUUUGAUGGCUUUGACGUCGAUUGGGAGUACCCCGCCCUGCGCGGUGGUGCCAGCUCUGACAAGGCUGGCUUCGUGGAGCUGCUGCGCGAGCUGCGCGCACAACUGGAGCCCAACGGGCUGCUGCUCACGGCGGCCGUCUCCGUCGGGCUGGACAAGAUCGAGGCCGGCUACGACGUGGAGCCGGUGGUCCAGCAGCUGGACCUGGUCAACCUCAUGGUGUACGACCUGCACGGCUCCUGGGACUCGGUGACGGGCAUGAACGCGGCGCUGAAGGCAACCAAGGAGGAGAAGUACGACCCCGACAACAAGAAUCUCAACGUGGAGUCGGCGCUCAAACUGUGGCUGGACCGAGGGGCCGACCCGUCCAAGGUGGUGCUGGGCGUGCCGUUCUACGGGCACACGUGGACGCUCCGUGACGCCUCCAACGCGGGCGUGUACGCGCCCACCAACGGCCCCGGCCAGGCCGGUCCCUACACCAGGGAGGGCGGCACCAUCGGCUACAACGAGGUGUGCGUCCAGCAGGAUGCGGGGCUCUACAAGGAGAAGUGGGACUCGCAGCGGCUGGUCCCGUACGCCGUGGAGGGCAACCAGUGGGUCUCCUACGACAACGUGCGCUCGCUGAAACUGAAGGCCCAGCUCGCCGUCGACCAGGGGCUGGCCGGCGUGAUGGUGUGGUCGCUCGAGACGGACGACUUCCGCAACGACUGCUCCACCUCGGGCGGGCGCUUCCCGCUGCUCCGGGCCAUCUACAGCACGCUGCACAACGGUGCCGUCCCCACAGCAGCUCCUGUAACCACUGCUGCACCCACCCCUGCACCUACUGCUGCACCCACCCCUGCACCCACUGCUGCACCCACUGCUGCACCCACUGCUGCACCCACUGCUGCACCCACCCAUGAACCCAUUGCUUCCUCCACCCCGGUUCCCCCCACCGCCGCGCCUACGUCCCCAGCCUCAGCACGCACCGACACACCCACUGCAACACCCCCUACGACCCCGCGGCCGCCGAGCGGCGACGUGUGCACCGUCACUAACUCGUUCCAGCGCGACGCCAACUGCAAGGACUUCUACUUCUGCUUCUACCCGGGCCAGCCGCUGCACGUCUACCGGUACACGUGCGGGCCGGGCACGCUCUUCAACGAGGAGCUCCAGACCUGCGACUUUGCGGCAAAAGUGCCCUGUCCGUAGGGGUCCCGCCAGGGACAAUACUCGCAACAGGAAUAAAGUCGCUUAAAUCGUU
Frankliniella occidentalis (western flower thrips) is the source of this 1821-nucleotide messenger RNA. RefSeq names its product acidic mammalian chitinase-like. Gene Ontology annotation, molecular function: chitin binding; chitinase activity. Gene Ontology annotation, biological process: chitin catabolic process; carbohydrate metabolic process. The coding region runs from base 132 to 1769 and encodes 545 amino acids. Lineage: Eukaryota; Metazoa; Arthropoda; Insecta; Thysanoptera; Thripidae. The transcript has 10 exons. The record is from RefSeq and is a predicted model, not a curated record. Gene Ontology annotation, cellular component: extracellular region.